Molecule: messenger RNA, 3402 nt
Organism: Pseudoliparis swirei
Lineage: Eukaryota; Metazoa; Chordata; Actinopteri; Perciformes; Liparidae
Product: zinc finger protein 316-like
Exons: 2
Coding region: 100-1257 (385 amino acids)
Biological process (GO): positive regulation of reciprocal meiotic recombination
Cellular component (GO): nucleus
Molecular function (GO): recombination hotspot binding; histone H3K4 methyltransferase activity; histone H3K36 methyltransferase activity
Source: RefSeq, a predicted model, not a curated record
GCUGCAGAAGCUGUUUUAAUAAAGCUUUGGCGUUUCGGUCCGGCUGGACGUGCUUUUACGUUUUUGUAAUUUAAUUUAAAUAUAACUUCGCUCGGCGCGAUGUUGCUCGCCGCGUCCUUCGCGCCGCAGAUCGCCGCCAUCAUGGACGUGUUGGCGAAGGCGGCGGUGGCCGAAGUCACGAAGCUGCUGGAGGACGGCAGCGUGCUGCUGCGGCUGGAGAUGAGCCGCAAGGACGGAGAGAUCCUGGAGCUCCGCAGGAGCCUGACGCUGAUGGAGGAGCAGCUGGGCGACGCGCAGGAGGAGGCCGCCGCGAGCCGAGCCGCGGAGGAGGAGGAGCGGCGGCACGCGGCAGCCGCGCGGCGGGUCCUCCGAGCGGGUGACGGUGUGGAUCCUCAGCCUCCCGGACUCGGCCCAGAGGACUCGCCGCUUCCGGUGAAACACGAGCUCGCCGACGAAGUCGCCGCCCAGGAAACCGCCGCCGCCAUCGCAUCGGACGUCUUCUUCCAGGGCGGCGAGCGGGACGACCUGACCCUCGCCUGGCCGCCGCCGGCCUGCUGCAUGUUUGAGAAAGGCCCCGUCGGGGCGCCGCCGCUGUUCCCCCACGGGGCCGAGCGGUAUGCCGCUCACGGAGACGGAGAGGGCCCUUCCGGUGAGCCCUCGCCAACGGCGGCGAAUGACAUCAUCGCGUGCGAUCUGUCGAGAGCGCCGAUAAAAGUGGAGGUCGAUACCCGACCGAUGUGCAUGCGAAGCGCCGCUCCGGAGCCCGUUGGGGACGAAGGGAUCGGACACGCCAGUCAGGACCACGGAUGGUCUUUGGCCCCGCCUCCCGCACAGAGGUCAGCCCUCGCCGCUGAAGACCCGGUCCCCAACCGGAACAACCCGAGGGCGAGAAAGGCUCCGAACUCCUGGAGGACGAACCCGAAGCAGUUUGUGUGCCACCGGGGCUUCGCCCGCCCGGCUCAGCUGGAGGAGCACAAGGCCGACUCCCACCGGCCCUUCAAACCCUUCCGGUGCCUGGAGUGCGGCAAGUCGUUCACCCAGAAGACCCGGCUGAAGACGCACCAGAGCGUGCACACGGGCGAGCGGCCCUUCAGCUGCCGCAUUUGCGGCAAGAUGUUCUCGCGGCAGGACAACUGCCUGCGGCACGAGCGUUUCCACGGCGGCCUGAAGCCCUACGGCUGCGGCCAGUGCGGCAAAAGCUUCACGGUGCUCGGCAACCUCAAGAUCCACCAGGAGAUCCACCUGAAGGGCAGGUAGCCGUGGGCCGCCGCGAGCCGCCGCGCGGCGCCCAGAGGAUACGCGCAACGGGCUUUUAAAAGACUUUUUUACGUGCAGUGAAUGCAACCCACCAACAGGGGGCAGUGGCGGUUAUAUUUCUCAAUGUCUCCAACCUGUUGAUGGUAUCCUGUUCAUAUUCGCCUUAAAGGGUACCUGUUGUGUAGCCAGAUCAAAAGAUAAUGUGUUUCUAAAGGUUAUUCAUGCACUGACGGUCCAGUAUUCAAUAACAAUACGUAGUUUAGGCUGUUCAAAGUCCUCAACUCCGACAUGCGACAUUGCACUGGUGCUUGAAUAUGGCGCCGGUGGUGUGACGUCACAUCGUUGAGAGAUCGACAGCCAGCCACAGCGGAUGUGUUCAGAUACCAAUAUAAACAACGUCGAGCGCUCGCAAACAAAUGCUGAGAACUUGAUAAUAAUAUAGAAAACGGGCGAAAUAUGGACGAUGAAAGAUUGUCUGACUCAGCAACUGGAUACUUGUUUGAACCUUUAAAAGCAGACUAUCCCCAUUUAGUGAAUUGUGACAGCGAUGAUAGCGAUGAUUCUGAUGAAGUUGAUGCCGAAGGACCGCCGGUCCAGAUGCUUCACCGUGCGGACCGUGCACGCAAGUCGGCGGACGUUUGGUGCAGUUGUGGGAAAUGUGUGCCACAGAAAACAGACAUAGAGUGCAUUUGUUGUAAAGAGCACGAAUUUAUGUCCGAUGAUAUCGUGUCAUUAGACCUCAUCUGCUUCACACAAAAGAGUGAGCUUGAUAGCUACAUCGCGCAUAAGCCAGCGCUGGAGAUGUCUUUCAUUGAUGCAAUGUUCGGCCGACAUGUUCGGGGGGCUAGUGACUUUUUCUUUGCUCCGUCCGUCCCGAUGCGCGCAAACCGGUGUCGGGAGCUCCGCGGCGCACGAGACGGCGGGCAGAGGACUGUCAACGCAACACGUAGAGACAGAAAUGACGUGCUGCUGCUGUAAUGUGGCGCUAUAGAGAAAGUGACAGGGGGGCGGGCCAAAUUUUUUUUAUGUCAUGCGAUCUACCAAUACUACGCCGCGAUCGACUGGCAGGUCGCCGCGAUCGACGUAUUGAGCACCCCUGAUAUAGAUUGUGUAAUUCUUGAGGCCACCGAUCUAUCCCAAGAAGCAACGCGUGUAGAAGUGGCUCCGGAUUGGCUGAAUUCCUUUCAACGACUCUACGUCAUAGUGACCUUUGACAUGAGUAAAUAACUGGCAAGAUGUCUGCGCCCUGAAGCGUUCACGGACUCAGAAUGUUGACAAAGAAAUGUAAAGCCUCGGGCUAUGCGUGACUUGUUGACAAUAGCGGCGGGGUAAAUAUGAUUUAUUUGAUGCGCCUAAUGGAUGUAGCACGUUGUUGUUUUUGACUACAGGUACCCUUUAAAGAUGAAUCCACUAUUUUAAUACAAUCUUAAUUAUUAGACUGUAAUGUACAAUUUGGGUAUUUAUUGUAUCUUUAAACUGAACUUAGAGGGUUAGUUCUGCAUCUGUUGGUUUAAAAACAUUAUAAAAUAUCUGUUUUUAUCCAAGCAACAGCCCCUAAAAACAAAAACAAAUGGUAAUAAAUCUAAUUGAAGAGCAAAUUAAUUAAUAUUUUCAUUAUUAUUUUUGGCGAUUAUUUUCACAAUGUUUUCAUUUGGUUGAUUCAGGAUGAUCACAAUUAAAGUCCAAAAUCCUAUUCUUAAAUUGCUUGUUUUGUCUGAUCAAAAGUCCAAAACAUAAAUAUAAAGAGACAUUCUGUUUCCAUGACUCGUGUUAUACAUUAUGUAAUAAUGAGUUAAUGAGUGGUGCUUAUUCGGAGCGUGUGGGAUCAAUAAUCUGCUUUGAGGGAUACACAUCCUCAACUCAGCGGUUUCAGUGCCUUGGGAAUGUAAAUCCAGAUUAUUUCACUUGUUGGUACUUUUGUGACGUUCCUUUGUCUUUCGUGAUGAUCCAUUUAAUAUAUUAAUCACUGAUCACACAGGUGAUGUUUAUUCAACUCGCUGUGGGAGGGAGGAGAGUGUUUAUGCCUAUGCAAUAAUUUAUUGUUUAAAUAUUUUUAAUUUAAAUCUGUCACACACACAUACAGAGGUAGUGCGUAUGUAUGUAUGUAUAUAUAUAUAAAAAGUAUAUUUCUUUAUAUAUAUAUUU